UAUCCGAACUUUCUCCCACCACCACAUUUUUUGGAUAAGGAAAAAUGUCAAAUUAAAGAUAACAAAGAAAAGAAAGAACCACACCCCUCAACAGUUCCAUGGCUACCAUGUUCUCACCCUCAACCUUCUCCUCCACCACCGCCACCAACACCACCAUCACAUCUCCAAAACCAUCCCCAGCUCCACUACCCCCAAAAUCCCACCUCCCCAUCCCACCCUGCAAACCACUCCUAACUACCUUAACCACCACACUAACUGCCACCGCCGCUGCAGCAGCCAUCCUAACCGCCUCUCCACCCUCAUUAGCGGACCCCACAGCAACAACUUACCAAAUCUACUAUGGCACUGCUGCCAGCGCGGCCAACUAUGGCGGUUACGGUGGCAACUCCGACAAGAAGGCCUCCGCUGAGUAUGUCUAUGAUGUGCCAGAUGGAUGGAAAGAGCGUUUGGUAUCAAAAGUCGAAAAGGGUACAAAUGGGACUGAUAGCGAAUUUUAUAACCCGAAGAAGAAGUCAGAGAAAGAGUACUUGACAUUCCUUUCCGGGUUUAGGCAACUAGCACCGAAGGAUGUGGUGCUGAACAAUUUGGCUCUGUCAGAUGUGAACUUGCAGGACUUGCUAGCGAGCGCAGAUAAUGUGACAUCGGAGGAAAGAAAGGACGAGAAGGGACAGGUUUACUACGUGUAUGAGAUCGAUGGAGUUGCUACUCAUAGUUUGAUUUCAGUGACUUGUGCUCAGAACAAGCUGUAUGCACAUUUUGUCAAUGCACCAAUUACGGAGUGGAACCGUGACCACGACUUGUUGCAGCAUGUUCAUGAGUCCUUUAAAACUAUUGGAUCCUUUUAGCUUAUUACAUUUGAUGCCUUUUGUCAAUGUGGUUCUGUGUGCACAUUUGCAAUAUAUACAGAUUUUGAUCAUGAAAUAAAACGACGUUUGAUCGA
Pyrus x bretschneideri (Chinese white pear) is the source of this 940-nucleotide messenger RNA. Its product is annotated as thylakoid lumenal 19 kDa protein, chloroplastic. Lineage: Eukaryota; Viridiplantae; Streptophyta; Magnoliopsida; Rosales; Rosaceae. The record is from RefSeq and is a predicted model, not a curated record.